GAACCCUUCCUUAAACCCCUUCUUCCUCCCCUUCGAUCGAUCGCUUCUCCUCCGUUAUUUGAAUCCUCGAUCCGCUGGGAUUGGCCAUGGAGAAUGGCUUUUCGUCGGACGAGGACGUGGAUGUGAAACCCCGGAUCCACAACCCCGACGGCACCUUCAGCUGCCCCUUCUGCACCGGCGAGAAGAAGCAGGACUACCUGUUCGAGGAUCUACUCCAGCACGCCACCGGCAUCGGCGCCUCGAACUCCCGCAAGGUGUUCCACAAGACCCGCCACUGCGCCUUCACCCGUUUCCUCCAGCUCGAUCUCACCCCCUCCAUCGUCCUCCGCUCGGCAGAUCUUGAAGCCGCGGUUACCGCCGCUGAAUCGGAGCCUCCUCCCGAAGAGGAGCUGUUCGUCUGGCCUUGGAUGGCUGUCCUUGUCAAUGCCGAUCCGUCCAAUGAAGUCAACUCACUCGCUGACCUUGGAGACGCCAACUCACCCGCUGACCAGCUCGCGGACUUCCAUCCCGCCGACACUGUCUUCUUGCAUUUGGAGGAUGAUAAGGGAGGAAGAUCUUCCAGCACGACCGUGAUUGUUAAGUUCCGACAAAGCUGGGACGGGUUUAAGAAUGCCAUAGAUUUUGAGAGUCACUUUAAGGCCAACCAACGUGGUUGGAGAGAAUGGAUUGAGCUGCAAGGUGACGUCUCCAGCACAUUGUAUGGAUGGAUUGCCCGCUCUGAUGACUACAAUGAAGACAGCUACAUUGGGCGGUACUUGAGGAAGCAUGGCGAACUAAAGACCGUAAUGCAAGCCAUUAAAGAGGAGAUCAAGGAGAUUUUCAAUCUUGUCUCCAAUCUUACAAAUGAAACUGUUGUUAAACAUCAGCACUUGCAUGACUUGGCGGUGAGAUACGAGAAAACUUUUCUCGUCUUCCUCCAACUGGUGUAUGGGAAAGUCAAGCCUCAUCAAGCUUAUAAUGAUGUCACCGCCGCCGCUGUCCCCUCCGCCCCUCGCUCUUCACCUCCCUUGUCCUCCCUUGCCGCCACCGCGUCCGCCUCCGCCGCCUACUCGGAGCCUCCCCCGAAGACGGAGGAUUUGGAGGAUUUACUUACUGGCCAUACAUUGAUUGGGAUUAAAAGAAUGGGUGAACUUGAUGUGAAGGCCUUUCAGAAUGUUGCCAGGAAAAAAUUCAAGUCCGAAGAGGCUGACAUCAAAGCUGCUGAAUUAUGUUCUAGCUGGCAACAAGAAAUGAAGAAUCCAUCAUGGCAUCCGUUUAAGAUAGUUGUCACGAAUGGGAAGGAGGAAGAAUUCCUCGUCGAGGACGACCCAAAGCUUAAAAAACUAUGGAUCGAGUAUGGAGACGAUGUAUGCAAUGCAGUGAAAACAGCUCUACAAGAACUGAACGAAUAUUGCCCCAGCGGAAGAUACGUGGUACCAGUGCUCUGGAACUUCAAGGUUGGACGAAAGGCAACGAUGAAGGAGAUAGUGCGGUGCAUUAUGAAACACUGGAAGUCUUCAAUGCGUACAAGAUGAGGAGACCAAGCGUUGACUAAGGCUAUCAUAUUUAUAAUAUAAACCAGAUCAAUUAGCUGGCAAGUUUGCAUCAAUUAGCCAAGUCAAACUCUUCAGAAAUCAUCUCUGGUCUUCUGUUUUUGUGAUGCUUCUAACAAGAGGUGUUUGUAUUUUCUGGAGGCCAAGGUAAUUUCCUUUUGACACUGCAAGUUGUAAAUCUUCAAAUAGGCUAUUUGAUGUACAGAUCCUUUGUAAUGUGUUCUUUUCCUUUUAGAGCACAGAUAUCCUAGACCACAAAAAAGUGGCCCAGGAGAUCUGCCUCUUUCUUUCAGGGCAUCUCCAACAUGAGCACAGAUCUUUUGAAUCA
This is a messenger RNA of Zingiber officinale, 1860 nucleotides long. Its product is annotated as factor of DNA methylation 5-like. The coding region runs from base 87 to 1514 and encodes 475 amino acids. Gene Ontology annotation, biological process: gene silencing by siRNA-directed DNA methylation. The transcript has 3 exons. The record is from RefSeq and is a predicted model, not a curated record. Lineage: Eukaryota; Viridiplantae; Streptophyta; Magnoliopsida; Zingiberales; Zingiberaceae.